AUGACUAGACAGGAGAUCCCCAGGGUGUCUGCCACCAGUGAAGUCGGCAAGAUAUGGCCCACCGUCCAAGAGCAUGGCGCCACUAUUAUCAAAAACUUCCUUCCCCCCGACGUGGUACUUCGUUUCAAUCAAGAGAUCGAUCCCCACGUCAAGAUCGAAACGGUACCAGCUGCACAACUCAAGGACUGCCCCAACCAUGUGUUGUCUACCACGACUCGAAUAACAAAUGUUCUAGCCGAGUUGUCCAAGACUUAUCGGGAGGAUAUUCUGAACAAUAAAGUUCUCAAUGACAUCUCCGAGGAAGCCUUCAAAGUGUACGGAGACUACUGGGUGCUGAUGGGCGCUGUGAUGGAACUCGCCCCAACAAAUCCAGCCCAACCGCUCCACCGGGACAUGCGCUACAGCCACCCAAUUGUCGAUUAUCUCAAACACGAUGCCCCUGCCACCUCGAUCAAUCUACUUGUUGCCCUGGCACCAUUCACCGCCGAGAAUGGAGCCACCCAUGUCAUUCUCGGAAGCCACAAGUGGACUGAUAUUAGUCAGGCUACCAUGGAUCAGACCGUUCGCGCUAUCAUGAAUCCAGGUGACGCCCUGUUGAUCACGGACAGUACGGUUCACUGUGGAGGUGCCGAUAUCACUGGCACGGAGACUCGGCGUCUCUUAUCCUUGACCAUGGGUGUCAGUCAGCUUACUCCGCUGGAGAGUAACUCCACCGUUCCCCGUCCCAUAAUCGAGAGCAUGACGCCUUUGGCUCAGAGACUCGUGGGUUGGGGUAGUCAGAAAUCCUCUGUCCCUAAAGAUAUCGGAUUAUUGACCAUCCGUGGAAAGUCAAUCCAAAAGGUGAUGGGGUUGAAGUCCGAGAAAUUACUGGAGGAAAGUGGCUCUACCUGA
Messenger RNA from Penicillium verhagenii, 891 nucleotides. RefSeq names its product phytanoyl-CoA dioxygenase family protein. The coding region runs from base 1 to 891 and encodes 296 amino acids. The record is from RefSeq and is a predicted model, not a curated record. NCBI's taxonomy places the organism in Eukaryota, Fungi, Ascomycota, Eurotiomycetes, Eurotiales, Aspergillaceae. The transcript has a single exon.